GCAGGCUGAACAUCCGUAAGAGCUACAACAACUGAAAUAGCAGGAACGACGUGAACAUCUUGGAGUGGUUGCGGAGUGACAACAUCUUGCCCCCGGCCGUAACAUCAUGGCAGAACCGGAACAAGCGCCCGAACAAACGAAGACAACUGCACAGGGUAAACAAAUUAUUGCAACUAAAGUCACAGGAACUGUAAAAUGGUUUAAUGUGAAGAGUGGCUAUGGUUUUAUAAACAGAAAUGACACCAAGGAAGACGUUUUUGUACAUCAGUCUGCUAUAAUUAAAAACAACCCUAAGAAAGCAGUUCGUUCAGUAGGUGAUGGCGAAGUUGUGGAAUUUAGUGUUGUGGUAGGGGAAAAGGGCAAUGAAGCUGCCAAUGUAACUGGUCCAAAUGGUGAACCGGUGAGAGGCUCACCGUAUGCUGCAGAUCGUAGACGGGGAGCUUAUCGUCAAUGGUUCUUCCCACGUAGAGGAGGUCGUGGUGGUCCUCCUAGAGGAGGUGGACGACGGCCGAGACCACCAAUUCAAAAUGAUGAUGGGGUGAAAGAUAACAGCAUGAUACAGGGAGGCGGUGGAGGUGCUCCCCCGCGUCGCUACAGACCCAGACGUGACCGCGGUGGUUACGGAGGUGGCGGUGGCGGAGGCGGAUAUGGAAACAACUAUUACCGCUCUUAUCGGGGUCCGCCACGCAGUGACGAGGAACAAGUGGAAGGAGAUGGACCGCGCGGCCGUCGACCUCUGAGGCGCUUUUUCCGUAGAAACUUCCGGGGCGGCCGUGGAGGCGGUCCCAGACGGCCCCAGUCGCAGGACGGACAAGGAGGUGGUGAACAAAGUGGCGGCGAAGAAGGUGGAGUAAACCGAGGCGGGCCACAGCGUCGUUAUCGUAGGCGUGGAGCGCCACGUCGCUCUCGCUCGCGCGGUGGGAACUCUCAGUCUGAAUCGAUAAAUCAGAAAGGUGAAGAGUCCGGUAAUGCUACUGCCCAAUUGCAGGAAAGCCAACUAGUUCAGAAUACAACUACAGAAAGUACAGCUUAAGUAAUUUUACAGAUCUGUUGAUAAAUUUAAUUUAACCAACCUUUUUAUUAACAGCAAGUCAUCUUUGUGUGUGAGUUUCAUGAUAGCAUUAAAAAAAAUGUAAAAGGCAUUUCAAAAAAGACUAAUGAUAUAUUAUGUAUAUUGCGUUUCUGAAUGUUUUAAUAUUUUUCACAAACAUCAAAAUUGGUUUAAUGCUUCAUUUGAGCAUUCUAGUGGAAAUGUGCAAAACAUUUUUGAUACAUUUUUAUAUGAUAAUAAUGAUAUUUUUUAAACGUGUAAAUAUUUCCAUGUUGCAUCAAUGAUGGACAUAUAUUUAUAUAUAUCGGGAAUGGAAGUAUUAAACCAACAGAAGUUAUUUAAAAUAGUCUGUCUCUAAUGGUAAUUGUAUAAUUUAUGAAUGCUUUAUUCAUAUGACAUUCACAUUCAUAAUUGUUAAUUCCGUACUGCAUUUGAAAUGCCUUAGUUUGUGAGUCAGCUACUGGUGGUCUUUCUAUAUUAAAAUAAAGUAAAAAAGUUUUCAAGUAAUUUUUGACGCUCUCGCUGUACAUCUAGCGUGAGUUGUCAACAAAAAAAACAACACCUUAUGUUUGCCUUUUUCAUUGUGAAAACAGGAAAAAUUUGAAACCAAAUUAACCAAGAAAAAUACAAAAAAAUUUGCAAAAUGCGAAAACUUAGCAGAUGUUGAAACUCUCGUGUAAAUGGUAUUAAAAUUAGGUUUGGGUCUUGUUUUUUAAUUACACAUACGGGUGGUGUUUUUUUAUAUUCCUGUUUUGCCUCUCAGCUCUGUAGAAGUAUUGUGAGUUUUUUUAUCCUAAAUUUUUUGUUUUUAUUUUAGAAUUGUCGCAAAUAUGUUUAAUUUUGUCUUAAUUUUUGUACGAUUGUCUAAAUGAGAGUAAAAUAUCUGUUAGUGCACA
Molecule: messenger RNA, 1947 nt
Organism: Agrilus planipennis (emerald ash borer)
Lineage: Eukaryota; Metazoa; Arthropoda; Insecta; Coleoptera; Buprestidae
Gene: yps
Product: Y-box factor homolog
Exons: 7
Coding region: 107-1033 (308 amino acids)
Biological process (GO): regulation of gene expression
Cellular component (GO): nucleus
Molecular function (GO): nucleic acid binding
Source: RefSeq, a predicted model, not a curated record